AUGUCUGUCAAGCAGUCGACAGAUCUAUUGACCCCAGUUGAUAGCUUUUACGCCCGCAAUGGACUUGUUGAAGAAGAUAAACAUACUUGUUACGAAUUCGUUGAAAAUGCAUUUCCAGGGAAGAAGAUCGAGGAGCCUGCAUGUCAAGGAUAUUGCUCGCUGACGAUCUUCGUGGGAGAGGAUAUCAUUGUUCAAUUCCGACCUAGUCAAUACAAAUUAGAUCUUCAGACAAUUCAUGCUGCGCGAGAAGUAUACGGGAUAUUUGCACCUCAAACUACUUAUAUUACCACUCUCCCGAAGUCCGGAUUAUUGGUAUAUUCGAUGAACCGAUUACCGGGCAUUUCAUAUAAGGAUUUCCGAGCGAGCAACUCAUCUCUGGCUAAGAGUACCACGGCUCGAGCAAUUUUAUGCAAAGACUUUGCCGCAUUCCUGGCUAUAGGAUGGCAUCGAAAAGAUGGUACAUCUCUUCCUCUUGGUAUUGUGGGAUCAUCACUCCUUUCUCGUCUUGAAUUACUAUGCAGAGAUCUACCCAAACGAUUCCAACACACAGCAAAACGCAUCCUCAAGAAUAUACAGCAUGUUGAAAGUCUUCCAUGGGUACUCACUCAUGGCGAUAUAACUCCAAGCAAUAUAAUGAUUAACCCACUUACGCACCACCUCGUCGGGCUCGUCGAUUGGGCUGAAGCCGAAUCUCUACCUUUUGGGGUUUGUUUCUAUGGACUUGAAGAAAUCCUCGGCGAAAUAUCUCCUACUGGUUUUCACUACCAUCCCAAUGCGUCAUAUAUGAGGACCAUCUUCUGGACCGAAUUAACCGCUCGAAUUCCAGAGUUGAAACGGGAUUAUUUGAUGAAAGGAGUAAAACUUGCGAGGGAUUUGGGGGUAUUGUUAUGGCAUGGUAUUGCAUGGGACGAUGGGGCCAUCAAUCGAGUUGUGGAUGAGGAUAGAGAUGAGGAUAGGGAUGAGAUAAGGAAAUUAGAUGCUUUUCUGGAUGUGGAGGACAAUGUAUUGGCUGUUUCUACCCAUGGACCGGAGAUUUCCUCGAAACUUUGA
Molecule: messenger RNA, 1050 nt
Organism: Sclerotinia borealis F-4128
Lineage: Eukaryota; Fungi; Ascomycota; Leotiomycetes; Helotiales; Sclerotiniaceae
Source: the annotation of a GenBank genome assembly